CUCCCGGGCGCGCCGUCGCCAUGGUAACCGCGGAAGCUGGGCCGAGGGAGCGGUAUUUUUGGAAUUAAUGGAGCCAGAAGCACAGCUAGACUCAGACAGUUCAGAAAAAUCAUUAUUUUUCUCACAGGAGGAAGAAAAAGAAGAAUCUCAAGAACCAGCAGAAACAGGCAUUGAGAACCCCCUUAUAAAACCUGCUCUCACAGGGGAUGUAGAAGGUUUGCAGAAGAUUUUUGAGGAUCCUGAAAAUCCUCAUCACAAUGAUGCCAUGCAGCUACUCUUGGAAGAGGACAUUGUUGGGAGAAAUUUGUUGUAUGCAGCUUGCAUGGCCGGGCAGAGUGAUGUAAUUAGAGCUUUGGCAAAAUAUGGUGUGAAUCUGAAUGAAAAAACUGCCAGAGGGUACACGCUCUUACACUGUGCCGCAGCCUGGGGUCGUUUGGAAACUUUGAAAGCACUAGUUGAGCUGGAUGUUGAUAUAGAGGCUUUGAACUUCCGGGAGGAGAAAGCUCGAGAUGUUGCUGCUCGGUAUUCGCAGACUGAGUGCGUUGAAUUUCUCGAUUGGGCAGAUGCCAGAUUGGCUCUGAGAAAGUAUAUUACAAAAGUUUCCCUAACCAUAACUGACUCAGAAAAGGGACCAGGGAAGCUCCUUAAGGAAGACAAGAACACUGUCCUCAAUGCAUGCCGGGUAAAAAAUGAGUGGUUGGAAACCCAUCCAGAAGCUUCCAUUAAUGAGCUUUUUGAGCAGAGGCAAAACUUAGAAGAUAUUGUGACUCCUAUCUUCACAAAAAUGGCUACAUCCCGUCAAGCGAAAAUGCCAAAUCCAUUAUAAACUAAGCCAUAGCCAGAAGAGAAGUCAAGAUUAUACCUUCUGCUGGACACAUAUUUUGUAAAAGGCCAUAAUUUCUUCCAAUAUCAGCAAAGGCAAACCUAUUCAUGCCAAUCGAAGUCAAGAAAAUUGAUACAAAAUUUUAUAAAAAUGUUUAAGAUUCAGUCACUGUUGCUUGGUUUUACCCUGUUCAGAGUACUUCUGCCCAGAUUCCGGUCUUGUGUCUGCUCCUCCCUGCGCAGGCCCAUGUGAGUUUCAUGUACUCCAUCAGGAAAGCACUUGGGUAGAAAUCGCUCACAGAGACCACAGGGAGUCUUUAAAAACCACUUAGAGAGUGCCAUGACUUUUUGUGUAAUUGAGACAAACAUUUCCAUUCAAAUGGAGAAUUCCAUUUAAAAAGACACAUUUGGUUAUUUCCAGAGGAAGACAAUUUUGUUCUUGCUCUCUCCAAAAGAAAUCUUAUCAAUGAAAUUCUGUAUGAUAUUUUAUUUUUUAUUUAUGAAUGAAAUUCUGGAGCAAGGAUAUACUAAGAAUUGUCUGGAUCAGGGUCCUCUGGUUAUAAUUAUUAUUUUUUAUGUUCCAAUUAAAAUUCACCUAUAAAUUGGAUAUAGUUUCUGAGUAAAACCCAUAUUUAUCUUUAACCUCUUUCUAUCUUUAAGUUAAUAAACACCAACCUAUGUAGCUUUGUAUUUAGAAGUUUUCUCCUGUUCUCUAGGUAUAUCAAUAUGGUUGUUGUCAUGACUCCACAACAUUUUUCCUCCUGUUUUGUUUUCUUUUUCCUAGGGUUUUAAACAUCUCACUUGGGUUCCUAUUGGUGGUUUGGAAAGUCCUUUUCUGUAGUUUAUUUAAUCAAGCCCCUGAACCUUCUAUUAUUUUGGCAUUUUCUGGGCAAGUUUUAUAGGAAAGAAAAUGUUUAAAGGAUAUUCUUUGUUCUUAUGAAUUUCUCUUCUUUGCCUUGCUCUGCAAGCUAGUUUUUCAUUUUAAGGAAGAGGGAAAAUAAAUGACCAAUUCAGUGAUACUUUGUCACUUGACAUUGUCUCAAUCGUGGUUUUGAGAUAACCAUUUAAAGUAUCUCCCAAAGUCUUAAGUUUUGAGAUUUAAAAAAGAAUGUACAAGCAAUUUGGUUUCAGCUUCCUUGAGCAGAAGAAUAGGCAAUAACUUACCCCUCUCUUUGGUAGGCCUUCUCCAAAAGCUGGUGUUUUUGGAGAAAUAUAAGGAAGGGUAUCUGUGCUCCAUUUUCUUAAUACAGGACAUUUCUAGAGGUCCAAUGUCCUUCAACACUGCAAUAAUUUAGGAAGAGGCCAGGUGCCAUUGUUGUUAUUUCUACUCUUAAUUUUGUAUUUUCUGAUCCUGAUCUUGAAUAACAUUAAUUCCCAGGUGAGUAUUCAUUGUAAGCACAAAAGGAACCCUGGAUUUUGCUUCUAAGAUUCUCAAAUAAGAUGGUGGCAUUUCUGGAGACCCCUUAUAAUAAGCCUCUCUCUCUUUUUAUACUUAUUUCUCAAUAUUUAUCCUCAAAAUUUUUGUAGCUCUUGAUAUACUUGCUAAUGCUAUAUUUGUAAAUGUCCUUAUAAUGGCACCUUUAUGCCAAUCAUGACACCUCUACCUUCCUCACAAUUUGCUUAUCUAAUUCCGUCAUCAGCUUCUGUUCCUCAACUUGCCCCCAGCUAUGAGAACCUCUCAAAAUUCAACCCUGACCCUUGGUGAAGCAGUUUGUAAUUCUCCACUUCCUUAUCCCCACUAUUACAAAGAACUAAUCCUUUCUUCUUUGAGCACCCUUAGUGCUAAUAGCUGGUUAAUUGUUUGUAUUUGUCUCUGCAUGUGAAUUCUGAACUUUUUGAGGAUACGAACUUUGUUAUAUCUAAAGAGUCUGAAAGAUAGUAGAUUCGUAAAUAAUAGUUAAAUGAAUUCACUUUUCUACUUUUCUUCCUAGAACUCACUACCUUUUCAUCCAUUCAUAGAGCUUGCUCACCUUUAUAAAAAUAACUUUAUCUCCAUAUCUUACUUAUGCUAGUGCCCCAUCUCAAUCCCUAUUCCUCCAACGGGCAAGCCACACGCAUCCCACACUAUGGCUCUGUGUCUAUUUUCUCUUCUGAUUGUCUCUUUCCUAAGCCUUCAUCUUGAAUGUCAUAUCAUUUGUCAACCCCAUGAACCUAGUGAUUUACCCAAGGAUUCCUGGGUCUUAUUUCAAAGAUUCUGCUGAUGCGAGGAUCUGACAUUUACUUACAUCUAUAGAUCUAUAACUUUUUGAGAGAUACAGUAUUUGUUGUUACUUAUUGUUGCACAUUAUAGAUUCGUAGGAUGGUUAAAAUGCCCUUAUGCACUGCAUGGCUUUUUGUGAACUUCCACAGAAUAAUUACUAUUCAGAGUAUGUACUAGUAAUUAAAAAAUGCCUCCACAGUAGUUGAAAGGUAGUCAGUCAAAGACUAAAUUCAGUGCUAUGAUAAUUUCUAGACAGCAGUUAUUUAGAGUUUUGGAUUUCAUUGAUCAGAAAAAUAUAGAAAAAUAAAGGGAGGAUACUGAUAUAACCUCUUAAGAAAACAACUACUACCUAUUAUCAUUUAAUAAAAGACAUUUUAACACCAAAACCAUGGGGAAGAUAUGAUCUCAGGGUAAAACCUUACCCUUUACAUGGAAAAAAAAAACAAGCUUUAUUAUAGAGCUUUAUGUUUGAUUUUCCUCAUGUUGCCAAAUAUGAUGGAACUUCUCCCAUGAAUCCGAACAGAACUGACCUUAGAAAACUACCACACUAGACUAAGCAAAGCAGGCAGAUUGCUGUUUAGGUGAGCAUAAUGCCCCAACUUGUGAGAGACUGACAGUUACUCCAGUGUUCAUUCUAAUAUGACAGUUACUCCAGUGUUCAUUCUAAUAUGGUAGAUUAUAUCUUUCAAGAUGGCCCCAUCUCCCAUCUCAGAUGUGCUUUUUACAAUAUGAUUACAACAUUCCUUACAUGAGGAGGAAUGAGAAAUGGGUCUCCGUUCUCACCUCUUGAAUUUGUGCAGGCCUGUGCUGUAGGGAAAGUGGUUCUAUGUGAUAUUCCAAGGCUAAGAGCAUAAAAGGUGAUGUGGUUUCUGCCCAGCUCUCUUAAGAUGUGUGCUCUUAGAAACCACAUGGAGAGGUGGAGAGACCCACAUGGAAGGGACCGGAAGCCACAGCCUCAGCUGAGCUCCAGCCAGCUGUCAUCCUCAGUGUGCCAGGCCUAUGGCUGAGUCAUCUCGGAAGUGGGUCUCCAGUCAAGCCACUCAGCUAAUGUUGUAUGGAGUAGACACAGACUUUCCCUGCUGAGCACUGCCAGAACUGCAGACUUGUGAGCCAAAUAAAUGAUUGUUUUUGUUUUAAGCUA
Molecule: messenger RNA, 4163 nt
Organism: Chinchilla lanigera (long-tailed chinchilla)
Lineage: Eukaryota; Metazoa; Chordata; Mammalia; Rodentia; Chinchillidae
Gene: Ankrd45
Product: ankyrin repeat domain 45
Exons: 6
Coding region: 68-826 (252 amino acids)
Molecular function (GO): protein binding
Source: RefSeq, a predicted model, not a curated record